Molecule: messenger RNA, 730 nt
Organism: Linum trigynum
Lineage: Eukaryota; Viridiplantae; Streptophyta; Magnoliopsida; Malpighiales; Linaceae
Source: the annotation of a GenBank genome assembly
CCAUCCAGAGAGGGGAGUCAAAUCUAUACCAGAAGUAGUAGGAGUCGCCGCCGCCGGAGCUCCAAGAAGGCCCCUUCAAUAACUUGGCGUAAUUAGACAACCAAAAGCUCAUCCUCGCCAUGAGCCUCCUUCAAGAACUCCGGCGGAAGCUUGUACCAAACGCCGUCCUCGCAGCAUGGCCAAAAGCUAUCGGGCGAAUGGAGCGAAUCGAGGCGACAGGAGCUGCGCAGCCGGCGUCGUCGCGGCCGUCGUCUCUUCAGCCUUCACAAUGCCGCGAAUGCUCUAUUUCGUCUACUCAAUCGUUUUUGUGCCGAAUCGAAGGAGGAAUGGAGGGACUAGGGGUCGGUGGGAAAAUAAUCGAGUGGUGGGAGAGGGGUCUCGCCACCGCCACACUCACCCGCAGUGUAAGGAAGAAGAGAGGAAGAAGAUAGAAGAUUUCAUAUCUGUUUUCCCUCUUGAUGCAGGCGAAAGAACCGAGAGGGAGAGAGAGAAAAUAAAUAUUUUUUUAUUUUUUCUGUUAAUUCCACCUCAUGUUUUUAUUGACUAAACGGUUGAUAAGUCAGCUUUUUCGUUAGUCCAGUCAGCACGUUAACUAACACCAUCAAACAAUUGGACGAAAGUGGCUAUUUUUAGUAUUCGCCAAACGUGGCUAUAUUUGACAAAACCGUCAAAGUUUUGACUAUACAAGUGUAUUUGGUCUUUAUAUAAUUAAUUAAUUAGACAUUCGAAC